AUGAUAACUUUGUUUCCUCUUAUCUCUUUGCAAUUAAGGAUGGAAAAGUUAGUUAUAAAGAGUAGAAGUAGUAAUGCUAAGGUAAUGGGAAGCAUAAUAUCAAUAGUAGGUGCUUUUGUAUUGACUUUCUACAACGGACCAUCAAUCUGGAAUUCCUCUUUACUUGAUCAACCAAAUGAUUUUCUCAAGUCAGUGGAUUCAAGUUGGGCCAUUGCUGGCAUUCUGCUAAUAGUGGACUAUUUUCUGGUUUCUCUGUGGUACAUUUUACAGGUACAUAUCUUGAAAGAGUUCCCAGAUGAAGUAACUUUAGUCUUGUUAUACUCCACAACUGCAAUAAUCAUAUCAAUAGUUGUAGCUUUGUUAUCAGUUCCAAAUGCAAGUGAUUGGAAAAUAGGACUAAAUCUCUCACUCAUCUCCAUACUUUCUUCUGGAAUUUUUGGAAAGUUUAUAGGCAAUAUAGUUUCUGCAUGGUCAAUUCACUUAAAGGGAGCAGUUUAUGUUACCUCAUUCAAGCCACUUCAAAUUGUUAUUUCUGUUGCUUUGGGUGUUAUAUUCCUUGGUGAUUCUCUUUAUGUUGGAAGUAUAAUUGGAGCCACAAUAAUCUCAAUUGGUCUUUAUGGUGUAUUAUGGGGCAAAGCAACAGAAGAGAUAGAGGAAGAUAUUGGUAGUUUGGAGUCACCUUCUACAGAGAAUGCACAUGCCCCUCUUUUGCAAAAUUACAGAACUUAA
Molecule: messenger RNA, 729 nt
Organism: Vicia faba (fava bean)
Lineage: Eukaryota; Viridiplantae; Streptophyta; Magnoliopsida; Fabales; Fabaceae
Source: the annotation of a GenBank genome assembly